Messenger RNA from Miscanthus lutarioriparius, 1185 nucleotides. The record is from the annotation of a GenBank genome assembly. NCBI's taxonomy places the organism in Eukaryota, Viridiplantae, Streptophyta, Magnoliopsida, Poales, Poaceae.
AUGGCGGCGGAGAGCUUCCUCUUCACCUCGGAGUCCGUGAACGAGGGGCACCCCGACAAGCUGUGCGACCAGGUGUCGGACGCCGUGCUGGACGCCUGCCUCGCGCAGGACCCCGACAGCAAGGUGGCCUGCGAGACCUGCACCAAGACCAACAUGGUGAUGGUGUUCGGCGAGAUCACCACCAAGGCCACCGUGGACUACGAGAAGAUCGUGCGCGACACCUGCCGCGCCAUCGGCUUCACCUCCGACGACGUGGGCCUCGACGCGGACCGCUGCAAGGUGCUGGUCAACAUCGAGCAGCAGUCCCCCGACAUCGCGCAGGGCGUGCAUGGGCACUUCACCAAGCGGCCCGAGGAGAUCGGCGCCGGCGACCAGGGCCACAUGUUCGGGUACGCCACCGACGAGACCCCCGAGCUGAUGCCGCUCAGCCACGUGCUGGCCACCAAGCUCGGCGCGCGCCUCACCGAGGUCCGCAAGAACGGCACCUGCGCCUGGCUCAGGCCCGACGGCAAGACCCAGGUCACGGUGGAGUACAUCAACGAGGGCGGCGCCAUGGUCCCCGUCCGCGUGCACACCGUGCUCAUCUCCACCCAGCACGACGAGACCGUCACCAACGACGAGAUUGCCGCCGACCUCAAGGAGCACGUCAUCAAGCCCGUCAUCCCGGAGAAGUACCUGGACGAGAAGACCAUCUUCCACCUCAACCCGUCCGGGCGCUUCGUCAUCGGUGGGCCCCACGGCGACGCCGGCCUCACGGGCCGCAAGAUCAUCAUCGACACCUACGGCGGCUGGGGAGCCCACGGCGGUGGCGCCUUCUCCGGCAAGGACCCCACCAAGGUGGACCGCAGCGGCGCCUACAUCGUCAGGCAGGCCGCCAAGAGCAUCGUGGCCAGCGGCCUCGCCCGCCGCUGCCUCGUGCAGGUGUCGUACGCCAUCGGCGUGCCGGAGCCCCUGUCCGUGUUCGUCGACUCGUACGGCACCGGGACCAUCCCCGACAAGGAGAUCCUCAAGAUCGUCAAGGAGAACUUCGACUUCAGGCCCGGCAUGAUCACCAUCAACCUCGACCUCAAGAAGGGCGGCAACAGGUUCAUCAAGACCGCGGCCUACGGCCACUUUGGCCGUGACGACGCCGACUUCACCUGGGAGGUGGUGAAGCCCCUCAAGUUCGACAAGGCCUCUGCUUAA